This is a messenger RNA of Strongylocentrotus purpuratus (purple sea urchin), 816 nucleotides long. RefSeq lists its product as uncharacterized. Bases 1 to 816 code for a protein of 271 amino acids. The transcript is spliced from 2 exons. The record is from RefSeq and is a predicted model, not a curated record. NCBI's taxonomy places the organism in Eukaryota, Metazoa, Echinodermata, Echinoidea, Camarodonta, Strongylocentrotidae.
AUGGACUCUGACAUUUUACAUCAUCUACAGCAAGGUCAGAGACAACAUCAACAGCUGUUGGAAGCCAUCACAAUUUCAAGUGCCAACAUUAUGUCUUUUGAUGGUAACCCAUUGAAUUUCUUUGAGUUCAUACGAUCAUUUGAUAGUGUCAUCGGAAAUUCAUCAUUGGACAAUAACGCCAAGCUGCUCAAGUUGUAUCAUCUUUGUAAUGGAGCUGCCAAAGACAUAAUCCAAUGUUGUCUCAUGAUGCAUCAAGAUGAUGGGUACUUUCAUGCCAGAACACUUCUGAUAGAUCGCUUUGGAAGUGACCAUAAGAUCAGUGACGCCUGGAUUAGGAAGGUCACGGAAGGUCCAGUUAUUCAGAGCAAUCCUAAACAUCUAAGGGAUUUUGCUGAUCAGCUAAAGACCUGUGCUGAAACUUUGAUGGCCCUUGGGAUGCUUCACGAGAUGAGCAGCAGAAGUGAGCUGGUGAAGGUCAUUGAACGUUUGCCAUUCCAUCUGAAGAGCCGGUGGUUGCGUUUCGUAAAGACCAUCAGGGAUCGUGGCAGACAGCCUAACAUCCAGCAUGCAGUUGAAAUCAUCACCGGCGCAGUUGAUGAACUGAAUGAUCCUGUAUUUGGAGCCUUACUUAUGGGUGGACCAAAGAGUCUAGGAAGUGCAAGGAGUGUAAAGGAAAGAUCUGUGUCAGACACGGAGAAGAACCAAGUAACCAUACUGAUUGGACAAGAUGUGCCUGAAGCCCUGAUGCCACUUGAAAUUAAAGCAGAUAAACCUGGUGAAGUUUAUGCUGUCAAGCAAUACUUGGAUGGACGUUAA